AUGAACGCUGGAAACAAAAAUGGCUCAACAGAGCCAAUGCUAAACGGUCACGCCUCUAGUCUUGCUCAGGGCCUGAACAACAAUGCAUCAGACGCAACUGCUACUCUUGAACAACAGCCUGCAACCAUUUACAACUAUGGCUCCAUCUUGAACCGUUGUCCGCCUCCAAUUUCCAUUACUACUGCUAGAAAAGAUACCCAGAGUGAUUUCAUGUCUCGUUUCAAACGCGCUAUGGGCUUGUUUGGAAAGUUUGUGGGUCCUGGCUAUCUCGUUGCCAUUGGUUACUUUGACCCUGGAAAUUUUGCUACAGAUCUUCAAGGAGGAAGCCAGUUUGAAUACAAACUAUUAUUUGUCGUCCUCUUGUCGAACUUGAUGGCCGUCUUGCUUCAAUCAUUGUGCAUAAAAUUGGGUGUAGUCACGGGCAAAGAUCUGGCAAGCUCUUGUAGAGCGUAUCUCAACCCUUAUGUCAAUAUCGCAUUCUAUCUUCUGUGUGAAUUGGCUAUUGUCGCUUGUGAUCUUGCUGAGGUUAUUGGCACGGCCGUUGCGUUGAAUCUGCUAUUCGGCUUGCCGCUUGUUUACGGAGUCUUGAUUACUGGAUUGGAUGUGCUGAUAAUACUCACUGGAUUUUCUGCAAAACGUCAGCGACUCUAUGAGUUCAUCAUAAUUGUUUUGGUCACGGCCGUCGCUCUAUGUUUCAUAAUUUUGGUCAUCAAGAGUGAACCGAAUUGGGCUCAAGUCAUUUACGGGUUUGUCCCAACGAGACAGAUUAUAUCAGAUCCCAGCUUCUUAUACAUAGCUAUGGGUAUUGUGGGAGCGACUGUGAUGCCCCAUAAUUUGUAUCUGCACUCGAAUAUCGUCAUGUUUAGAGCUCCAGUCAUUUACAAUCAUUCGUCAGACAGAUAUGACGAGAGAGCAUCUGAUGACACUUCUCGUCCACUAGCAGCAAAGGCACAUCUACCCAUUGCUCUUCACUAUACAAAUGUGGACUCUGUUUUGGCUCUCACAAUCGCUCUUGUAGUGAACUCGUCAAUCUUAAUAGUAGCAGGAGCCACCUUGUUUAAACAGGGCAAAAAUGACGUUGCUGAUCUGUCCGACGCACAUGCUUUAUUGGUAGAAUUCUUGGGACCGUCCGCUGGUGUCCUUUUUGCAGUAGGAUUACUGAUGGCUGGUCAGUCAUCAACCUUUACUGGAACUCUCGCUGGUCAGAUAGUGAUGGAAGGGUUUUUGGGCUCAGCAUGGAAAGUACCACCGUGGGCUAGACGAUUGAUAACUCGAACCUUGGCAAUCAUACCUGCUGUAGUAGUAGCCAUCAUUCGUGGAGAUGGCGGCGUGAACGAUCUCCUCGUACUAUCUCAAGUCAUCCUAUCACUUCAGCUUCCCUUUGCCGUGAUACCACUCGUAAUAUUUACGAGCAAUAAGAAAAUCAUGACUGUGAAAUUCAGGCAAUCAACUGAAGAGGCUGAAACAGAGUCAUCUCUCAAUCGUGAUGACGUUGAUGAGAAUGAGGAGAGGAACGUUGCUUCAGUAGGUCCCACGAAUGACGAAGAAAAUGAUGGAGAAGCCGUUGUUGUUGCUGCAAGGAAAUCCAAUUCUCUCACGAGACGUGGAUCUAGAUCUUCUCCUCGAGACUCUGUAGAUGUCGCAGCAUCAUGGCCACCAAUAGCACCAACCUUGGUAGCUCCAGUAUCAAUGUCCCGUGGGGCGUCGCUUAACACGCAACGCUCGAUACAUAUUCACGACGUAGAGGUGACGGAGAUGUGCUAUGCCAACGGGAUCGUGAUGCAAGCAUUGGCAUAUCUGAUUGCAACCGCCUUGACUGUUUUCAACGUGGUUUUGCUUGUCCAGAUGGCUUCAGGAAACACAUAG
Molecule: messenger RNA, 1866 nt
Organism: Synchytrium microbalum
Lineage: Eukaryota; Fungi; Chytridiomycota; Chytridiomycetes; Synchytriales; Synchytriaceae
Exons: 8
Coding region: 1-1866 (621 amino acids)
Biological process (GO): intracellular manganese ion homeostasis; iron ion transport
Cellular component (GO): membrane
Molecular function (GO): cadmium ion transmembrane transporter activity; manganese ion transmembrane transporter activity
Source: RefSeq, a predicted model, not a curated record